AUGGAUAUAAGCAACAAAGAAGAAGAAAAAAAGUACCAAAAUAUAAUUACAGAAAAAUUAAGGGAACUGCUAGGGGAAUAUGAAGUGGACAUUUUGACUGAGUACGUGUGGCACAUGGCCGGCAAUGCCCAGAGUACACGGGAGUUCAUAUGCAAUGAGCUAAAGGAUUUCCUGGGAGACCACACCACCGUGUUUGUCACCUGGCUAAUGAAGCUCAUGAGUGAUAUAAAAAAACCAGUAAAGAGUGACAGCUCCCUGAAGAAUGAAAAGUCGUAUAAGUCCGAGAGUGUCAAGGAUAGGCAUCACGGCGAGGCUUCUCGGUCCAACCGGAGCAGAGAAUCCAAGUCAAGAAACUCCGUCACUCAAGGAAGGAGAACGAAGGAUCAGCAAAGGGAUUAUGACUCCAGUAGAAGAGACACGUCCAUUACAAGGAGGCGGUCCAGGAGUUACAGAAGCAGAAGUAGAAGCAGCAGGUACUCGCUCAACGAUGCAGAUUCGUUUAACAGAAGGAGAAACAGAAAAAGACAAAGGGGAGGAAUAGGCACAAGAUCGGUAUCAUCUAGCGUGAACGCGAGAAAAUUUCACUACGACAGUAACCGACCUAGACCCAAGAGAGGCGACAAAGACAUGGAACGAAUGAAAGGAAAGGAUGAUUCUAAGUACAGAAGGGUCGGCAGAAGUGGAAGUAACUCAAUGGCCCCGAGUAGAGUCAUCUACGUGGAAAAGGAAGAAGAGAAAAAACUCAGGAAAAUUGAAGCACUGCAGGACGGUGCUAAGAAAAGGAAUGAUAUGGACGGCAGACGAAUGAGCGACAGCGGGGAUGACUACAACUCCAGCGAAAAGAAAAACAAGGCCAUUCUAAAACCCAAUCCCCAAUUUGGAGGAGAUAAUCAGAUGCCGUUUUUGCAAGCAACUGCGACGAACAUGGCGAAUCACGACAUGCACAACUUCCGCAUGAACAACUACCCAUACGACAAUGUGGGAGCGCAAGCGAAUUAUGAAAAAGGAAUGAAUCCUCCAGGGGGAAAUUACCAUCCUGGAAAUUAUAUGUUAAAUCAACAGAAGCUAAUUGAUAAUAACACCAUCAGUGGUAACAACUUCAUGCAGACCAACAUGCACAAUAAUAGCUUCGUUAAUAAUAGGCACCCGAACAGUGGCCUGCAUCACCCUAAUCGAAUGCUCUUUAAUGCGCACAUGAAUAAAAAAGGUCCUCACCCCCCAGCAAAUUAUGUGAACCCUAAUAGCACACUGAAUCCCAGGAAUAAUCAGCACAAUAUGUUUUUCACGAAUAAUAUGACCAAGCCGACUCCACCUCCUCCUUCGUAUAAUCCCCCCCUACCCGUGUACACAUCACCAAACUUUACACCCCCUACCUUCACGUCUCCUGCGAAUGCAAGACAGAAACAUAUGAAUACACAUCAUAUGCCCAUGGACAGAAGGGUUCCUAUGAAGGGUCAAACACCCAAUGGGUCCCACCCACCAAAUGAAGAUGCUCUCACGGCGCAACAGAAUGUGCAAUCUGAUACGGCCCUAAACGACCCAGCUGCUAUGAAGGAAGAUGGUCAGCAAUUAACUUCAGAGCAGCAACAGCCAGGGUCAGCAGAAGGUGGUGUUCAGGGGAUUGGCGACAACAGCAUGAAUUCGAUGGGACUGAUGAAUUCAGACGCUCCCCAGGGACCCAACCCGGACGACCCAGCGGAUCCCAAGAACACCUUUGCAAAGAAUUUGCCCGAAGUUGGUAUGAACGGAUAUUUCCUCAACAAAAAAUUAAUAAAUAACAACGACAAAGGGAAUAACAACGGCACCAAUUUUGAGGAUAAGGUAGCCCAGAUUUCCAUCAGCAUGCCAAAGACCCCACCAGAAAUGAAAAAGGACAACAGAACGAAAAGUGGUUAUAACGCAAAUGAAUACCUUCAGAGUAUGCUAGAUGCAGAGGGACAGGAAUUGAAUCAAGACCACAUGAUACACGAGCAUGGAGGUCAACUGAAUGGGAAUAACAAUUUAGGGCAGGCAAAUGGACAACAGAUCGUUGGAGAUGAACAGGGGGUUGACCCCGCAAAUGGAGAAGGCACCAAUGAUUGUGGCACAGUAGAUAAUGCGGGAGGAGAAUCCCAUGAGCAUCAACUCGCAGAAGACACAUGCACGAAUGAGACAAAUGAAAAGGGAACCCUCGAUUACAAUUGUUUCAACAUUGUAGUUAACCCGGACGGUGUAGCAGGGGCAGAACAGGAGCAAGGGGCCAUAAACCCAUCGGAGGCUAAUUAA
Molecule: messenger RNA, 2265 nt
Organism: Plasmodium fragile
Lineage: Eukaryota; Apicomplexa; Aconoidasida; Haemosporida; Plasmodiidae
Exons: 10
Coding region: 1-2265 (754 amino acids)
Source: RefSeq, a predicted model, not a curated record